Molecule: messenger RNA, 858 nt
Organism: Humulus lupulus (European hop)
Lineage: Eukaryota; Viridiplantae; Streptophyta; Magnoliopsida; Rosales; Cannabaceae
Exons: 8
Coding region: 98-646 (182 amino acids)
Cellular component (GO): signal peptidase complex; membrane
Molecular function (GO): serine-type endopeptidase activity
Source: RefSeq, a predicted model, not a curated record
UUACUUUCCUUAGUUUUCUCACUUCGUCUAACGUUGGAAAAUCAUUUGCAUUGCAAGUUUUUGCUUCACAAAACGGCAUCAAUUUCCUCAUCGAGAAAUGGGUUGGUUUUCACUUUCAGAGACCCUUAACUCCAUCAAGUCCAUCCAGAUCAGACAAACUAUCUCUCAGGUCAUCACUCUAGGCUUGAUUGUGUCGUCGGCAUUGUUAAUCUGGAAGGGGUUAAUGUGUAUCACUGGCAGUGAAUCUCCUGUGGUGGUUGUUCUCUCUGAAAGUAUGGAACCUGGUUUUGCAAGGGGUGACAUUCUGUUCUUGAGUAUGAGCAAAGAUCCAAUUCGCGCAGGAGAAAUUGUUGUCUUUAAUAUAGAUGGACGUGCUAUUCCAAUUGUUCAUCGAGUAAUUAAGGUUCAUGAACGAACAGACACCGGUGAAGUUAAUGUCCUUACAAAAGGAGACAAUAACGACAUAGAUGACAGGAUGUUGUAUGCUCGGGGUCAGAAAUGGUUGCAAAGGCACCAUAUCAUGGGAAGAGCAGUUGGAUUUUUACCUUAUGUUGGCUGGAUGACAAUAAUUAUGACAGAAAAACCUAUACUGAAGUACAUAAUUAUGGGCGCUCUUGGAUUGUUGGUCAUUACCUCCAAGGAUUAGGAAUACCUCCUCUUUUAUUGGAACAGUUAAAGAGGCUAACGAUACCAGAUAAAUGUUGUAUUAGCUCACAAUUUUUUAUGAACUUAGAAUUUGAAUUUGGGGCUUAUAAUUCAUGUAACAAGGAAAUUAGAAAUUGCCAAUUGCGAGGAAUGUGAAUCUUAUUUAAAAUACAUUUACGGAAAUUUAUAUCCAAGUAGAUGAAGUUUUUAUAA